This is a messenger RNA of Quercus lobata, 681 nucleotides long. RefSeq lists its product as uncharacterized. Bases 1 to 681 code for a protein of 226 amino acids. Lineage: Eukaryota; Viridiplantae; Streptophyta; Magnoliopsida; Fagales; Fagaceae. The record is from RefSeq and is a predicted model, not a curated record. The transcript has a single exon.
AUGGCCCAAGCCAUCCCGAUGUAUUCUAUGUCAGCUACUCUUCUUCCUAAAGGUCUUAGUGAUCAAUUAGAUGCAUCUAUGCGCAAAUUUUGGUGGAGCCCUAAAUCAAAGGCGGGUUCGUAUUGGUCUCCGAUGUCUUGGUCUUCUCUUUGUUUGCCACAAAAGGAGGAUGGCUUGGGUUUCAGAAAAUUCUGGGAUUUCAACCAAGCUCUCCUCUCCAAACUUGGCUGGUGGAUUCUAUCCAGAAAGAAUUGUCUUUGUAUUAAGGUUUUGAGGGCGAAAUACAAGAUUCGGGAUAAUUGGCUGGCUCAUCAUUCUCCUAGCAAUGCGUCCCCCUUUUGGAAAAGCAUGAUGGGCACAAAACACCUUAUUGCAAAGGCAACUUGCCUUUUAGUAGGUAAUGGGAAUUCCAUUAGAACAUGGAUAGACCCGUGGAUUCCUAAUCUCCCUAGUUUCAUCCCUACCCCAAAAGUUGAUGCUAAUCUGGAUAUUGCUUUGGUAGUUUCUCAGCUCCUUAUUCCAAACCGAAGUAGUUGGGAUAUUCCAAAGCUGAGUUUGCUAUUUGAGGAGCAUGUUGUUGAGCUUAUCCAAAAAUUUUCCAUUCCUAGUUGCCCUAUGGAUGAUAGUUGGUCUUGGACUGCAACAAACUCCGGGUUUUUUUCUGUCAACUCCGCUUAUUAG